This is a messenger RNA of Capsaspora owczarzaki ATCC 30864, 11284 nucleotides long. RefSeq lists its product as hypothetical. The transcript has 6 exons. NCBI's taxonomy places the organism in Eukaryota, Filasterea, Ministeriida, Capsasporidae. The coding region runs from base 110 to 11125 and encodes 3671 amino acids. The record is from RefSeq and is a predicted model, not a curated record.
UUGUUUUUUUGCUUCUUCACACCUCAGGUCUGCCGCCUACGCAGAAAUCCGACUUCCCGGCGAGUACUCGGCUGCCCCCUCCCCUCCCCUCUCGCCUUGUCCUUCCCACAUGACGGUGCUGCCGUGGUGGUCGCUGUCAUCAUGGUCGUGGUGGUCGCUGGGACUGGCAGCGUCGAUUGCAGCGCUCACGACGCUCGUCUUGUGCUUCCCAGCGCUCGUUCGCCUCGUCUUCCUUGCGCUGCGCACUCGAACGGGCAUUGCAGUGUCAUGGCAGCGGAUUUCGUUUGUCGGCAUGACCGGUCUGACGCUCCACGGCGCAACCGUGCUCAUCCAGCCGCAGCAAUCUGCUGGCGCUGCUGCGCCUGCUUCUGCUGCUGCUGCUGCUGCUGCUGCUGCUGCUAGGCGACGCGACGCUGCCCCUGCCAAGCCAGCACAAAGCGAUGCGCAUGCACGCAGCAGCCACGAGGACCAACCACCGGCCAGUGCACAAGGCAGCCAUCACCCAGACGACAAUCCAACACUGCAACAACCUUGCCCGUUGACGGCUGUCACUGCGGCAGCAGUGACCAUCCAACUGUUUGCAUUGACACCCGAGCUCGCUCCAGUGUUCUAUGCCACGGAGCAACAGGAUAACGCGGGUGACGCUGCUGCUGAUGCCGAUGCACAACCAUCUCUGAAAUCGCCAAUCGUGCCACCGCCGCGACGUGCUCAGCCUGCAACCGCUGCUGCUGCUGCUGAGACGUCUGGUGGCAGCACUGGGGCCCAGGCACGACGAUUGCAAUGGCUCGUCGUCACUGUCUCGGGAGUUCGUGGAUCCAUUGUCACAGAGCAGACUGCCGCUCGCUCUCGCUCUGAAUACAACGGCAGUGAGCUUGCACCCCAACCCAAGAGCGCAACUCCAGCUCAUUCAGGGUGGGCGUUGCGGCUCGUGCAACCCUCACACCGGCUAGGUCGCUUGCUUGUCGCGACCUUCCGUCGUAUGGCCGUGGUGCUCGAAGAUGUUGCCGUACAUGUCACCGUCACAAACCCUGGAUUGCAGCCUGCACCUGCACCAGCAUCGUUGGCGCCGUCUGCUCCUGCGGCGUCCAAUUCGGGAAGCACAACCAGUGCCUCGCAAUUGUUGGCCACCCCUCGCCAAUGCACAGUAAUCGCCUCGCUCUCGCAGCUUUGCAUUCUGACGCGCCCGUACUCGACGAUUCCAAAGCGCGAUUACGGCGCAGACACCGCGGCUCCAGCAGCAGCCACAGCAACACCAAAGUUCAGCGGCAGACCGAGCAACAAUGGGGCAAGCGGAUCUCCUACAACACCGCCUGACAUUGUCGCUGACGACGAUCACCAAGAUCUGAGCCAAAUAGCACUCUCUGCACAGGAUCAAGCUGCUCGGUUUACCCAGAUCGAGGCGAAUGUUCACCAGUUUGCCGCCACUCUCACGUACCCAUACCGACAGCAGCAGCGCUUGACUGACUUCUGGAGACGACAGCAACGCCAAAGAAAUGACGAGCAGCAGCAGCUGGAUGCAGAAGUGCUGCGUCUUGUCGCUCGGCCAACCGUUGCUGGUGCAGCCGAGGCAACCAGCCACAGCGCGCCUCCUCCUUCUCAGCCACACAUAAUCAUCACCACCGCCAGCGAUGCAGGCGCUUUCUCCCCCAAUCCAGCAGUCAGCCGAGCGCAUCCGUCGGACAAGUCACCUCUCUAUCGACAGCGCUCCGCAGCAGACCUUUGCUCUCCCCAUUCGGUUGGCCUGGCCAUCUUGUGGUGCCAACAUGCCAGUCUCUCGCUUUCCAUCAACUAUCGCAUGCUGGCGGCGGGAAGCAAGUCCAUCUUGGCAAGCACAAGCGGAAGCUCGACCCAGCCAUCACCUCCAUCAACAAGUCCUUCUGCAGCUGCCGCAACUCCUCUGGAUGGAAUUGUCAUGGCAGCCGUAUGUAUGCAAGACACCUACGCGAGUCUCGUUCCAGCAGGCCGAGCACAAAAUCUUUUGCGGUUCUUCCCUUCCGUCCAUUACUACGCCGACGCGUCGCCUGUUGUCAACCAGCUAAAGCCGCCCGUCCCGUUUGAUGAAUCGCAACUUUUUGCAGGUAGUGGUGUUGGUGCUGCUGCUGCUGCUGCUGCUGCUGUCACUGCAGCGUUGACAAAGGCAACCACCAUUCCGGCCUUUCAAUGGCACGCGUCUUGCUCCCCAGUGCCGGGGCCUGCACUCGGCGGCCUUUCCGACGCCGACAAUGCCUUCUUUUGCCUGCCCAGCGAGCACACACACCAAUGGGGUCGGUGUCUCGCCGUAGCGCGGCUAGAUUCGAGUUUGGAGCUCCGGACGCGCUUUAGCGACGAGCGGCAAAUUCUUUCUCGCAGUGCACAAUCGACAGAGCACGGGGCUGUUGACCCUCUGACGCCCGAUGCCACACGCAUCCGACUGCAUGUGGACCUGGAUGGCCUGGUUGUUGAGACGUCUGCCAAUCUGAUUCAAACGCUCUCGUUGGUACACCAUGUUCUGGACACUGGAUUUGCCAAGCCGGCGCCUUCUCAACCGAGUGCAAACAGGCCUCGACUGCUGUUGGCGGCGUUUGGGCCUCUUGUGGACUGCCUGUUCGACGUGGAGUUGCGGAGCAUUUUUCUCAUUCUAUCGAUGGUGGACGACCCGUCAGCCGCAAGCACUCAAGUCUUGCAUAUGAGCCAUCUAUCGGCCGUUCGCACAGUGGCUAAUCACCAUUCUAGCCAGCAGCACUUUCAGCAACCGGUGCAACGCGCUGCCAGUGCCGAUUCUGGAUUCCACGGGCCCCAACCCGCAGCUUUUGCCAAUGCGACUUUUGCACCGGCUGGAGCGGCAGCCGGCACUUCACCUCCUGUCGACUCAAGCUCUGCACCGCUACCGCAGCGAGGGGAACUGGCCGAUGUGCGCUACUCGUUGGAGGACUCGGCGCGCACGGUCAGCGGCUCCUUGAUUUCGGUAUUUGCCAACUCGUUCGAAGUCUGUUCGUUGCGCUGCGACGACUACAACCGAAGGGUGGGUGUCGAGUGGCAAAGCCUGCUGACCAAGCACUCUGCGUUUUAUUGGUCAAACUUUUCAAUCUCCCUGCACCAUCCGCUACUUUCAUUGCUCCCGACGAGCCGCGCAGCGCUGCCCGACGACUGGCACGUGUUGGUGGACACUGGGACCUUGUUUGCCAACGUGUCGGUUCCCCUUCUGUUGUCGAUUUUCCUCUUUCGCGAUCGCUGCCGUCGCUAUUUGCCCGUCCGGAAUGCCGCGCCGUUUCACCAGGCAAAUCCCUCCACCCAAAGUCCAGCUCACUUGCAACCAAGCAACAGAGCCCCUCGGAACGGCACGCUACCCAUCGUGGGAGGCCGCCUUGCUGGGCUGUCAGUCAAUCUCCCCAGUCUCUGUGCCCAGUUCCAACUGCCCGAUCAUCACCAGAUUGGACUGAAAUGCGAAGAUGUUUUUGUGCAUUGUACCUUGUUCAAUCCCGCGUUGCAGCCCCAAGCUGCUGCUGCUGGGAUCCCGUCGUCCUCAUCCAGCAGCCACGGCGACUUGCCAUGGCACUCGUGCUCACUGAGCCUGUCCUCGUUGGCCUUUGCGGUGAACAAUCAGCCGCUCGUCAAGGCAAUGACGGUCACACUUCGGAUUAGCCUGCGACACCCACAUCUCCGCGAGUUUGCUCGGUUUGACGACGUCGCGCACGUCGCCUCCACCAAGCACCCAACGUCUCCAACCCUCAUCGAGGCCGAUGCCGCCACCAUUCUCGUUCGCUUCAAUCAUGGCCUUGAUCUCGCCGGGCCAAUCGAUACAAGCCUCGUCAAUACCAUCAAGGUGCUCAAGUACGUCGGCACGGGAAGGCGUGCACCGUUGGUCAAGUACGACGACUUUUUUGCCCCCAACCUUCGGCUCACGGCAAGGUCGCUGCAGGUCGAGUUUGAAGACGACCCGUUCGAGGUUGCCCUCGGGCUCAACUACAAACUGUCGAGGGACGAACAGGUCCAACGUUUGCUUCGCGAGGCCGUCUUGGACGAGCGCUUGGAGCAGGCCAGUCGCUCGCAGGCGCGCACGUUCUCGGACAAGAAAAUCAAGGAGCUGUACGCAGCCCUCGAGCGCAAGAAUGCCACCAUCUACAAGGAGCGUCACGACAUGCUCUUGCAAGAGGGUCCCGUGCACACUGCAUUGCUUCUUGUGACGGCGACCAAUAUUGACAUUGUGGCCCUCUACGACCUCAAGCUGCACGGAAGGGAUAGUCUCGUUCGCGCCAUGAUCGAGCUGGAUCCAGAGAGCCCAUCGCCCCGGGCCAAAUCCGAGUUUAGCACACUGUGGGGCCGGAGGUUCCACGCCUCGUGCUCUCUACUGACGGCCGGGCUCCGCGACUAUCCCAUUCCGCUGCUCAAGCUGGACAGAUGGCAGGCCGUGGGUACCUUGGUAGCGGCCGAGCCGGAUGCAGACCCCACUGCCAUCCAUCGCGUCGUUGUCGACGUCAAUACCGGCGAUGAUGUGGAUGCGUUGGAAACGGCCAUGCGCAGCGACCUGAUAAUGGACACCGAGGACGAGUAUAAGGACUGGGAGCUGGCCUUCGACCCGAGCAGUGGUGACGGUCCCAGUCCUUUGCACGCUUCCCCGUUUGCUAGCUCGCCGAUAGUGGCAGACCAGCCGAGCACAAGCCAUCUGGACCACGAGGAUGGCAACGUGGAGAGCGAUGGGGACGAGCUGCGCGAGGAUUGGCUCACGCAGAAGCGAUCCCCGUCGUUCUCCACCAUGCUUUCUCCCGACCCAACCAGCUCGUCCAUGCUACGGAGCGCCGGUGGAUUGGAUUCUGCUCCUCCAAACCAACGCAGCAUGCCUGGCAGUUCCAUAGACCGCAAGGGUCGCUGGGAGUGGGCGCCCAUCACCAUUUUCCGCAAAAUGCCUCCUCUCAAAUUCUUUUAUGACGUGUCUGUAGUCGCGUCAGAGAUGGAGUGCUCGUGGGGCACCUGCUACGAGCCUGUGGUAGCACAACUGGGACUUGCUACCGACUUGCUCUCGGCCCCUUCAGCCGACCUGAGCCCGCGCUUGCCGUUCUGGGACAAGCUGCGUCUGCUCUUCCACGGCCGCAUUUGCGCAGAAGCUCCGUCAGUAAGCUGCUCUAUUCUCGCAUCCCCGUCUCCCUACGGAAAGUCCGAGCGACUUGACAUCCAGUGGCGCAACUUUCAAGGGCAGUGGGGCGGGGCUGCCAUUCGCGCCCCUCCUUUACGUCUGCGGUCGCAGCCGGCUUUGCAGUCUCAUCGGGCCCUCGGUCGCUCUAGUAGUAGUAGUGGUAGCAGCAGCGGCAGCAGUAGUGCUCAGCAAGGCGCGUUUCACACGGACGCUGCCACUGUUCGCCCAACCAUCAUGCUGUCGGGUGACUUUGACAUGUCUCUCCGAACUGCCUCGCGCUAUGAUGAUUUUCGCAUCGUCCACUGUCCCAUGCUCGCACUGGACAUUCGGUUGUUUUGGACGUGCAAGGGCAAUGAACGCGCCCAUCAUCGCGUCAUGCCUCGGGCGCCAGAACACACCAGCCGUUUGCACGACGGCGAGGUGGCUGACUCGUACGAGUUUUUCCGAGCUCGCGAUUUGCAAUGCCAUUUCAACUUUUCCUCAAUGUCCGACUUGUCCGACGAGCGAGCAUCGACGAGGAGCAGCAGCACGUCCACCAGCGAGCAGCAGCCGAACAUUCCUUCCUGCGUCUUGUACUCGAACACACUCCGGUGGCUUUUGCAGCUCUUGAUGGUGCUGCUCCAGACGUCCAUUCCCAUCAAAACGGGCGUUGUGUUUGGACGGCAAGACCCGCCCAAGCCGCAAAUCAACUCGCUCAUCUCCCAGUACGAUUUGGCGGUUCACAUUCCUGCGCUCAACUUGCGCUACUGGAACGAGUACACACGGUCGACGGGGUUUGUCCUCGAAGCAGGUCGAUGCGAGGUUGCGCCGUCCUACCAAGUGCGCUACUUUCCGUAUGCGGGCGAGUUGCUUCGGCGCCCAGAGCCCGUGUGGUCGGCGACCAGUAGCCGCUUUGUGCUGAGCGACCUUCGAGUGCAUGUCGUGUCGUCGCCGUCAUUGACAAGACAGCACGUCUCUGACCAGUUGUUGGACGCUGGCGAUUCCUCAUUCAGCGGUUGGAACGAUGCCGUGCCCGAGACGCGCGUCGAUCAUCUCUUUAGCUGUACUUCCGUCUCCUACCUGCAGCAGCUGGCCACGCUUGCUGGAAGCAAUCUGACUGAUGGCGCGGGAAUUCGACGGAGUUCAGUCGGAACCAUCCGCAGCGAUCACGAGGACGAGGCGCUUUCCGAGGAAGAAGAGCUCGCAGGACGCUACGUCCACCGCCUCGUUGUCAUGAAUCUCAGGCUGUUGUGGACGCGCUGGAACCGCGACGUUCUUUUUGGCCUCAUGAAAAUGUACACGGACGCGCAAGAUUUGAAGGCGGACUUGUCGGCAGACGCACUUCGCACGACGGUGAAUCAUCCCAGUACGGGUCUUGGCGGUGCUUCCACGUCCACCCGCAAUCGUGGAGCGAGCGUGAGUGGCAUGGCCAUGCUCAGUGGCCCAGAGCGAGAUCGCGAAGCUUUGGCGUUGAACACUGCGGCUUCCGCGGUUGGUGCCAGGCUGCCCACAGCAGCAGCAGCGGCAGCGGCAGCGGCAGCAGCAGCAGCAGGCGGGAGUGACGAAGGCCGUCCGCGAGCCUGGUCGCCAGAGUCUGCAGGCAAGCCGACGCACGGCAUGAUGGGCUCUGUCGCUGCAACUGAACAGUCCGGCCGACCUGUGGGCCGACCAAGAGCCGACACCGGGCGCAACGAUGUUGUGAGCAUGCUCAACCGACUUGUUGCCGAGACUGCCACCAAAUUGGUCGUCUCAAGCGACGACGGACAGCGCAAGGACUCUGCAACAACGCAGGAGGAGGAGGAUCUGGGCCCCAGUUGCCACCAUCUUGUGACGCUGACUGGCGAUGAUGCGGCUGACGGAGUCAUUGAACGGCGGUAUCACAUUGAGCUUGUCCAUCCCCAGAUUUGCUUCCAAGGAGAGGAGACGGUGGAGCUCGCCAUGUUGACAGCCAACCGUGCGCGUUUGCUCAUCCAGGAGCACCAUCCAAUAUCGCUCGGUCUGAAUACUGCUGCUGCAGCCGACCGAAUGCAAAAGCCAGGGGAAACUGCUGGAGGAACGAGCGCUAGUUUGACUGCGACAGACCAGGACGCGAGUGGUGGCAGCCUCGUAUCAAAGACGUCCUGGAUUUCUCACCUGGUGGAUAUGGAGUUGUUUGUGCAAGACAAGCCGACCGAGCCACGCGAGGCACGCUCUGAUAGCGUUGGCCUCGACCUGUUCUGGGUGCCCGAGAGCCAUUUCGCUGGAGGUGCGAAACACGACGCAAAGGCAGAUGCCGCAGCGCUUGGGGCAGUGUUGCAAGUUGCUGCCAAUUCCGGAGCUCUGGUGCGCCUGACGCGCAUUUCUUCACGUUGCUACAGCGAGCUCUCGUAUGUUCAUUUUGAGCGAGUGCCAGAGCGAUCCCAUACUGUCGCGCUCGCUGCUGUGGCAGCAGCAUCUCGCAUGCGGGUUGUGCCGUCUCGAACGAGCGACGAUUCUGGCGCGCCAUUUGACCAAAUGAGCGGUCCCGCGCCAUUGCAUCUUGCUUCGGAGCGACGCAUUGUCAGGCAGACGAGCAAUGACUCUUGGGAUGUGACUGGUGCGAGCCGAGCCAGCUGGACGUCACCGACACUGAAACGCCCUGGCGAUGCCAACUCUGCGUUAUCGCCGUCGCAGUUGGGAUUGUCCAUGCCCACAGGAGCAGCGGACUCGUCGAUGUCAUUCGGUGGCAGUAGUAGACGUCCGUAUUCACCUGCAGUUGCUGCUGCCACGCGGCUUGUGAUUGCAGAAAACGGAGAACCACUGCUCGUUGCGGGCAGCGGCGAAAGUGAGCGUGUCAACACGUUUGCCAUGCGGUUUCAGCUGCUUGACAUUGCAUCGACCGACCACCAUUUUGAGGUUAUCUACGACGUUGUCAAGAAUCUGCUCUUGUACAAUGAGCCCGCCGAAAAGCUGGCUCUGGAAAAGCUGCAGACCAUGCAGUACACGUUCCAGCUCUCCCAGCGCGCCGAUCAGCGUCUGCCCAUUCAGCAAAUGCAAAAUCGCGUUCGUCAGCUGCUCAAGCACAUUACCCAGGUCGAGUUUGAGCUCUAUCUGCAAAAGAAGGGCGAGCCUGGAAGUGGUAGUGUUGGGGGCACGGCAACCAAUGUCCAAUCCGUUGCUGCCGAUGACAGUUUGACUGUUUUGGAGGAGCUGCAACGCAACCUGCGGGCAAGCAAGGCGCAGCUGGCGUCCUUGCGCUCUGACUUGCACCUCAUGGUCGUCCUUUACACGGAGAAGAAUCGGCAGGCAGUGGUCAAUGCUCUACGAGGGAGCGAGCCUGACAAGGUUGUUGAGAUUGGCAUCGACCGCGGCAUUUGGAAGAUUCUGGGUGUGACGUUGCCGGCUGUCUCAUCAACGUUGGCAUCUGCUGUCGCCACUCCGAGUCAUCAUUCGCGCACAAACUCGAUCGCUUUGAACAACAUGGGCAUGGUGCAACGUGAUCCGUCCCCGUCACCUGCAAUGACGCGGCGUGCACAUGACCUGUCUCUUUCAAGCAACAGCAGCAACAGCAGCAGCUCCCAGGCCGCCAUGGGCGCUGGGCUGAGUUCGAGCAGUGCGUUGGCGUCGCUUGGUGCCGCCUCCUCUUCGAGCAGCUUGCCAGCGGCAGCAGCAACGCCAGGCAUGAAUCUCCAAGUCAUCGCCGAAGGCCGAUUGCAUCGCAGCAACUUUUCCUACACGAUCAAUCGCGACGAAAGCGGCCAGGCGAGUCUCGAGGCUGCCAAGUUUGAUGUGCUGAACAAACUUCGUGGACAAAAGUACGAGCAAGUCCUCGCCUUGUUCAACCCAUCGGGCAAACGAUUUGCCUUUGAUCGCAAUGUCAUGUUACGCAUCUACUCGCGCUUCCAGGCGCCCGUGGGCGGCAUUUCAGUGUUGCAGCACUUUGAGGUGAACUUGGUUCCCCUUUCCGUACGGCUCACGUAUCAGCUCUACCGCCACCUGUUUGAGUUUUUCUUCCACGCGAUCGGAAAGGAGCUGGAGCGCGACAAGGGUUUGGUGUCAAAAGAUCGCGACAAGGACCGGCGCGUGGGCGAUCGCGAUCGUGAUGCUGAGGUUUUACCGUCGGAAGAGCCGAUUUCAAGCGCAGUUGGCUCCGUUGAGACUACUCGUCCGUCGUUGGAUCGGGAGCGUGUGGAGCGCUACCCUGAUACGCCGCUUGUUCCUCAUCGCAGGAUUCAACAACUGGGCGCAUCGGGCGGGGUUAAACAUCUAAACCGCUCGCAGUCUCUCGAGGCCAUACAUGCAAAUGCGAGCGGGGAGUCGGAUCGUGCCGCCGCUCGGGCCCCAUUCGUUCGCGUGCAGCCACCCUCGCCAGGUCCACACCAGCAGUCGCAGAUGCUUCAGCUGCGUCGCGCUUCAGCUGUACUUGCGACGCCAGUGCCGCGGCCACUGUCCUUUUACGACCCAAGUGACGGCGAUGGAGUCGGUUCGCUGCGGUCUUUGUCCAGCUCUUACUCGAACUUGCCUCAAGACAGCGAUUUCAACGUUUCUCGGAGCGGAAGCACCAAUGAUUUAUCGGCUAUUGCGAAAGAGCAUAGCACACCCAGAUCGAAGCCUGAAGCAAAAAAGACAAAGCCAACCCAUCGGGUCGCAGGCUCGGUCGAGGCCGAAGUGUCCGAAAUGAAAGCUCGCGCUUCCAAGACCCAAGUAUUUAUAUUUUUCAAAAUCCCACAAGUACAGCUUUGUGUCAGCUACAAGGGCGAAAAGGACAAGAACAUUGAAGACGUGCACGAUUUUGUCCUCAAUCUGCCCGACUUUGAGUAUCACGACAAAUCAUGGUCGUGGUUUGAUUUAUUGAUGCAAUUGAAAAAGGACUGCAUUCAAUUGCUGGUUUCGCAAGUCAUCAAGGAGAAACUUGGCUUCAAGAAGGCAGAGGACGAAUCUACCGCUGGCUUUGGUGAAUCGUCUGGCCAUCACGAUCAUUUCAAGGCAAAGUUGCUUCUUGGAAAAAAGGUCAAAUGGACCAUCCAGAAGGGCAAGGCGCUGAUUGGUGCUGUCAAGCACAUGAGCCAUCUUGGAGCCAACCACGACAAUGAUGAUGAGUCUGACGCUGAAGAAGGCAGUCUGCAUUCACCCGUGCGACCGCCGCUGGACGCGCACGAGGCCGCUUCGGCCUUGGGUCUUCUAUCCAAAGAGCAACGUUUCAGAGUGGCGCCUUCCAUCGACGUGAGCGCUGCAUCGGAGCGCGAGUCGAGCCCUGGGAUUGGUUCGCCGUCACAGCAAGAUCCGCUCGGUUUCGCGGAGGGGCGCAUGGCGCUUUCUCGCUCAGCCUCCAACGAGAGUGCGCAGCACAAACUGGACAAGAAGGAUCGCAAGGAGCGCGAGCGGCUGGAAAAGGAACGCGAGCGGCUGGAAAAGGAACGUGCAAAAGCGCGAAAAGUCCAGGACAAGGUCGAGCGAAAGGAGCAAGAGCGGCGACUGAAAGAAGCUGUGAAACUACACAAGGAUCAGGCAUCGGCGGCCUUGCCACAUGCCCAAUCGGCGCUGGCAACAUCGCUUGGCGAUCUACACGGCGAUGCAAAAGUAGAGCCCCCGUCCUUGGCGUCUGGCAGUCAUUUGACGCACAGCUCUCCCACGCUCCAUUCGCUGGACCUAUCCGAGGAGGCAGAACGCUCCGUCUCCCCUCCUGCGUCUCCCCUGGUCUCGCCUUCGUUCCGGGGCUCCGAAACACGAUCGUCCUUCUUUUUCUCGCGCGCUCGCAGCUCGGGAUCCAUCAACACGCUCGAGGCAAAAGGCUUGUUCGACAAGAAUGCGGCUGCGAGUUCGCCCCAGAUGUCCAUCGUCGUCAGCCCACCGCGUGUUGCUGUUGGCGAGUCUGGUGGUCAAAAGCCGAAUCCGCGCCAUCGUCUCUCCUUUUUAUCGCCGAAAGGUCCGCGAAGCUCGGUGCCAGAGCUCAGAGAUGCGCAGCAAGACGGCGAGCACGAUCAGGCUGGUUCUUCGGGCGUCGUGUUUAGCAACGAAGAGUCCAAUUCGUUUGCCGCCAGCUUUUUGAAUGAGCGGCAUGCUCUGAAUCAAGAGUAGUUUGUUUGGUGUGUGUGUGUGUGUGUGUGUGUGUGUGUGUGUGUGUGUGUGUGUGUGUGUGUGUGUGAUUACCAGGUGUGCUUUGUGGUUAGUGAAAAAGUACUACGUUUUUUGUUAUUUGUCAUUCUACGAGCAACAAAUCGGACCUGUACUUCAGCC